AUGCAGCAUUUGACGGUUGAAUUAGUGGACAUUGAUCUUCGACAAGGAGACAAGGCUUGGGUAGGACACAAACUGUUUUGCCCAUUCAGAUUGCCUCGGCCUUCAAGUUACCUAACAAGUUUGCCUUUUGUCUUCCAUCUUCAACUGGGUUGUAUAUACUACUUGAAUCCUUCUACCCUAAACUUCACUAAGUCGCUUACCACCACUCCACUCAUCGUUAAUGCCGCUCAACCGGAUGAAUAUUUCAUUAACGUGAAAUCCAUCAGAGUCAACGGUACUAAACUCAUUUCUUUCAACACUUCCUUGCUAUCCAUCGAUAGAAACGGAGUUGGUGGAACCAAAUUAAGCACCAUAACCCCAUGUACCAUCUUGCAAACUUGUAUCUACAAAUGUCUUGUUAGUGAGUUUGUGAAAAAGGCCUUAUCUAGAAAGAUCAAAAUGGUUGCAUCCGUGGCACCAUUUCGAGCAUGCUUUAGCUCAAAGACUAUGGCUAGCACCAUAACCAGACCAGCUGUGGCAAGUAUUGAUCUUGUUGUGCGAAAGGGCGUUUAUUGGAGGAUUUAUGGUGCCAACUCAAUGGUGAGAGUUAACAAAGAUGUUUCUUGCCUGGGAUUUGUGGAUGGAGGGCCACAUCCAAUAACCUCAGUCGUGUUAGGCGGGUACCAGAUGGAGGAUCAUUUUCUUGAGUUUGACCUAACUUCAUCCAAACUAGCUUUAGCUCUUCCCUCCUCCUCUACAAUUCCACUUGUUCUUUGUCUAGAACUUCUUAGAUUGUUGUUCUCUGCAAAUUUGAGUUCUCAAUAAUGUCUUGUUUCAUUUCUUUUUGAGAAAGAAAUAUGUCCAGAACUUUUAAAAUUUUUGUUCUCUGCAAAUUUGAGUUCUUAACAAUGUCUUGUUUCAUUUCU
Messenger RNA from Camellia sinensis, 905 nucleotides. The record is from RefSeq and is a predicted model, not a curated record. Lineage: Eukaryota; Viridiplantae; Streptophyta; Magnoliopsida; Ericales; Theaceae.